GCUGCGAGAAAAACAUGGUUGCCCUCCACUUACUUUGGAUAGCAAGCUGACAAAGGACGCUCAGGAAUAUGCCGAAUUCUUAGCCAAAGUGGAGUGUUUCGUUCAUUCUAAAGGAGAUCACGGAGAGAAUAUGAGCCUGAGGGUGGGGUUUGGAAAAUUGAACAUUACAGGAGAAGAAGUUACAAACUUGUGGUACAGUGAAAUUGAAAAUUAUAAAUACGAGGAUAACGUCCAAAUGGAGUGUGGUCACUUCACACAAGUGGUCUGGAAGGAUACAAAAAAAGCGGGCUUCGGUCGAGCUUACACGAAAGACGGUAGAAAAAUCUACGUGGUCGGGAGGUAUUAUCCACCGGGGAACUAUCAAGGCUGUUGUAAACUGAACGUACCACGUCCCAUUAGUUG
Molecule: messenger RNA, 402 nt
Organism: Opisthorchis viverrini
Lineage: Eukaryota; Metazoa; Platyhelminthes; Trematoda; Opisthorchiida; Opisthorchiidae
Exons: 3
Cellular component (GO): extracellular region
Source: RefSeq, a predicted model, not a curated record